Molecule: messenger RNA, 774 nt
Organism: Paraglomus brasilianum
Lineage: Eukaryota; Fungi; Glomeromycota; Glomeromycetes; Paraglomerales; Paraglomeraceae
Source: the annotation of a GenBank genome assembly
AUGUCUAUAAUCCGCAUUGCCGUAUCUAAACCGAUCGUUCUCGAGAUACUUGAUAUUAUGGAAGUGGGAACAUCACUACAAUCUAUAUUCGAUACAAUCUGCGCAUACCAAAGCGGUUCUGUGAAGAAAGGAAAUAAGUAUAAGGAUAUUAGAGAGGAAAGAGAUAAACCGUGUGAUUUUCCAAGAGGGAUGUUGAAAUUUGUGUUGAGUGACGGGCGACAGGUCGUGGAUGGGAUGGAGUAUAGAGCGAUACAAGAAAUCAGUUUGAAUACGAUACUAGGCAUGAAGAUCCAAUUAAGUAAUGUUCGUGUGUUGAGAGGUGUGCUACUCUUAGAUUCGAGUAAUACCAAAGUGCUUGGCUGUGGAUACGAUAAGAUACGUAACAUAGAAGGAUUGAAAAGGAAAGUAAUGACUUGCUUAGGAAUGACAGUUGAUCCAAAUAGUCACCUACAACCUUCCUCAGCACCUACAUCCUCACCAAAACAAAAGUCUCCAGUAUCCCGUUUUGAACCAACUCCUCCGUACUCAAUUCCACCAUCUUCGACUCAUGAUGUAGAUGGGAGUGAAAACUCGCAGAGUGAAUUCAUUUGUAUUGACGACGAAGAUGAACUUACAAUACGUGAUUGGGCUAAUUUUGAAACUGAUGACAGCUGCUUUGAGCCAACUCCCCCGUCACCAAUUCUAUUAUCUUCGACUCGAGAUGUAGAUGAGAGUGAAAGCUCGCAGCAAGCAUUCAUUUAUAUUGACGAUGAAGAUGAAUGGUGGGGUGGCUGA